Molecule: messenger RNA, 1571 nt
Organism: Propithecus coquereli (Coquerel's sifaka)
Lineage: Eukaryota; Metazoa; Chordata; Mammalia; Primates; Indriidae
Gene: RNF14
Product: ring finger protein 14
Exons: 7
Coding region: 262-1308 (348 amino acids)
Biological process (GO): ubiquitin-dependent protein catabolic process; positive regulation of proteasomal ubiquitin-dependent protein catabolic process; protein polyubiquitination
Cellular component (GO): ubiquitin ligase complex; cytoplasm
Molecular function (GO): ubiquitin conjugating enzyme binding; zinc ion binding; ubiquitin protein ligase activity
Source: RefSeq, a predicted model, not a curated record
CAAAAUGUUUCUACUAGAAAUGGAUUGAGUAAAGAAAGCAAUUCAAAUGAGUGUCUCCAGAAUAGUGGCUUUGAAUACACCAUUUGCUUUCUGCCUCCUCUUGUGCUGAACUUUGAACUGCCACCAGAUUAUCCAUCCUCCUCCCCACCUUCAUUCACACUUAGUGGCAAAUGGCUGUCACCAACUCAGCUAUCUGCCCUAUGCAAGCACUUAGACAACCUAUGGGAAGAACACCGUGGCAGCGUGGUCCUGUUUGCCUGGAUGCAGUUUCUUAAGGAAGAGACCCUAGCAUACCUGAAUAUUGUCUCUCCUUUUGAACUUAAGAUGGGUUCUCAGAAAAAAGUGCAGAGAAGGAUGGCUCAAGCCUCUCCCAAAACAGAGCUAGAUUUUGGAGGAGCUGCUGGAUCUGAUGUAGACCAAGAGGAAGUUGUGGACGAGAGAGCCGUGCAGGAUGUGGAAUCAUUGUCAAGUCUGAUCCAGGAAAUCUUGGACUUUGAUCAAGCUCAGCAGAUAAAAUGCUUUAAUAGUAAAUUGUUCCUGUGCAAUAUCUGUUUCUGUGAGAAGCUGGGUAGCGAAUGCAUGUACUUCUUGGAGUGCAGGCAUGUGUACUGCAAAGCCUGUCUGAAGGACUACUUUGAAAUCCAGAUCAGAGACGGCCAGGUUCAGUGCCUCAACUGCCCAGAACCAAAGUGCCCUUCAGUGGCCACGCCUGGUCAGGUCAAAGAGCUAGUGGAAGCAGAGUUAUUUGCCCGUUAUGACCGCCUUCUCCUCCAGUCCACCUUGGACCUGAUGGCGGAUGUGGUGUACUGCCCCCGCCCCUGCUGCCAGCUGCCUGUCAUGCAGGAGCCUGGCUGCACCAUGGGCAUCUGCUCCAGCUGCAACUUUGCCUUCUGCACCCUGUGCAGAUUGACCUACCAUGGGGUCUCCCCGUGUAAGGUGACUGCAGAGAAAUUAAUAGACUUACGAAAUGAGUACCUGCAAGCAGAUGAAGCCAAUAAAAGAUUUUUGGAACAGAGGUAUGGUAAGAGGGUAAUUCAGAAGGCACUGGAAGAGAUGGAAAGUAAGGAGUGGCUAGAAAAGAACUCGAAGAGCUGCCCGUGUUGUGGGACUCCCAUAGAGAAAUUAGACGGCUGUAACAAGAUGACAUGUACUGGCUGUAUGCAGUACUUCUGCUGGAUUUGCAUGGGUUCUCUCUCUAGAGCAAACCCUUACAAACAUUUCACUGAUCCUGCUUCCCCGUGUUUUAACCGGUUGUUUCAUGCUGUGGAUGUUAAUGGAGAUAUUUGGGAAGAUGAGGUUGAAGACUAGUUAACUCCUGCUCAAGAUAUGGAAGUGGAAUGGUUUGCCCUAAUCUUUUGUCACGAACACAGAGUAACCCUGAAGAAUAUUUAGGGUACCAUUCAUUCUUCCUGUGUAGACGCUAUGGAAGAACCAGGUUUAUAUUUUCAUGUGGUACUACUGAUUAAGGCACAUUCUUACAUAUUUAAGUGUAACAUAAAUUGAGAAAAAUUAUAAGCCAAAGGUUCAGAAAACGAAAGCUACAGAAUAUUAAAUAUUAUAAUGUGCCCAAA